AAAACAUGGGGCUCACAGUCCAGCAGUAGACUCACUUCUCAACAUCUUUGGAGAGGAUAAACACAGCAGCAAAGACAGUCAGGUCCAGUCACAGCCGGAGUUCAAGACUGCAGCUCUAAUUUAACAAAAGUUCAGUGAAACCAUCCAGGACAAACAUGAAUAGUUCAGUCCCAACCGUUCUAUUGCUGCUCUGCAUCACUGCUUGCAUUCUCCAGGAGAAGGGUGAUGUUGCUGCACAACGAUGCCGCUGUAUUGCUCUGAGCAGAAGUUUGACCAGGGCCACUGUCGCUCGCAUCGUCUCUGUCAAGACAUCACCGCCUAAUCCAUUCUGCGACAAGACAGAGAUCAUUGUGAUACUGAAAGACGGGAUCUCAAGGUGUCUGGACCCAUCAACAGAUUUCACAAAAAGACUCCUGCAAAAGAUAAGUGAAAAGCAGAAGUCUUCAAGCUCUGUGCAGAUGACGACCACCAGCCCGAGCUCCACCUUAGCCACAGCUGCAUAUCAUCUGAUGGAUGUGAAGGGUGAUGCUGUUGCAAAACGGUGCCGCUGUAUUAAUCUGAGCCAAAGUUUGACGAGGGCCACUGCCGCCCGUAUCACCUUUAUCAAGACAUCACCGCCUAAUCGAUUCUGCAGCAAGACAGAGGUCAUUGCGAUACUGAGAGACGGGACCUCAAAGUGUCUGGACCCAUCAUCAAAUUUCACAAAAAGACUCCUGCAAAAGCUAAGUGAAAGGCAGAAGUCUUCAAGCUCUGUGCAGAUGACGACCACCAGCCCGAACUCCACCUUAGCCACAGCUGCAUAUCAUCUGAUGGAUGAUGAGGACUAUGAACUAUGGCUAUGAAAAAUGUAUUUGUUUGUGCAGCAUGUGUGCUUUGUCGAUCAUUUCAAUGAGUUUGCAGCCACAUUAACGUUGUAAGUGCCAUGUAAAAAUACCGCCGACAAAUAAUUGUAUCGUUUAUUGAUUAAG
Myripristis murdjan (pinecone soldierfish) is the source of this 968-nucleotide messenger RNA. RefSeq lists its product as uncharacterized. Gene Ontology annotation, cellular component: extracellular region. Gene Ontology annotation, biological process: immune response. The record is from RefSeq and is a predicted model, not a curated record. Gene Ontology annotation, molecular function: chemokine activity. The coding region runs from base 156 to 842 and encodes 228 amino acids. Lineage: Eukaryota; Metazoa; Chordata; Actinopteri; Holocentriformes; Holocentridae. The transcript has 7 exons.